GCUCCCGGAAGUGGCCCGGCAACCGCGCGCCGGGCCCGGGCAGUGCCAGCUCCUGCUCGCGGCGCCCCGGGCCCGGGCGUCGCCAUGACUAGCGAACUGGACAUCUUCGUGGGGAACACGACCCUUAUCGACGAGGACGUGUAUCGCCUCUGGUUGGAUGGUUACUCAGGUUGUGGGGGUCCUUCUGUGGGAACCAGUGGGGCUGAGCAGUUGUUUUGAAUGGAACAGGGGGCGGGGCCAGGACUCAGACAUCCUUAAGGGAAGUGGUCACCUGGCUUGGAAUGAGGCUUGUAGAAGGGUUAGUGCUGGCGUUCCUGAAGGGACUCAGGGGUCAGGGGGGCUGGGUCUUGAUGAUGGCACCCACUCCCCAGUGAGCGACGCUGUGGCUCUGAGAGUGCGUUCGGGAAUCUUGGAGCAGACAGGGGCCACUGCGGCGGUGCUGCAGAGCGACACUAUGGACCAUUACCGCACCUUCCACAUGCUUGAGCGCCUGCUGCACGCGCCACCCAAGCUACUGCACCAACUCAUCUUCCAAAUUCCGCCCUCCCGGCAGGCGUUGCUCAUUGAGAGAUACUAUGCUUUUGAUGAGGCCUUUGUUCGAGAGGUCUUGGGCAAGAAGCUGUCCAAGGGCACCAAGAAAGACCUGGACGACAUCAGUACCAAAACAGGCAUCACUCUCAAGAGCUGUCGGAGACAGUUUGACAACUUUAAGCGAGUCUUCAAGGUGGUGGAGGAAAUGCGGGGCUCCCUGGUGGAUAACAUCCAGCAACACUUCCUCCUCUCUGACCGAUUGGCCAGGGACUAUGCAGCCAUCGUCUUCUUUGCCAACAACCGCUUUGAGACAGGGAAGAAAAAGCUACAGUAUCUGAGUUUCGGCGACUUUGCUUUCUGUGCUGAGCUCAUGAUCCAGAACUGGACUCUUGGAGCCGUUGACUCCCAGGUGGACGAUAUGGAUGUGGACUUAGAUAAGGAGUUUCUCCAGGACUUGAAGGAACUCAAGGUGCUAGUGGCUGACAAGGACCUUCUGGACUUGCACAAGAGCCUGGUAUGCACUGCCCUCCGGGGAAAGCUCGGCGUCUUUUCUGAGAUGGAAGCCAACUUCAAGAACCUGUCUCGGGGGCUGGUGAAUGUGGCUGCCAAGUUGACCCACAAUAAGGAUGUCAGAGACCUGUUUGUGGACCUCGUUGAGAAGUUUGUGGAACCCUGCCGCUCUGACCACUGGCCACUAAAUGAUGUGCGGCUCUUCCUGAAUCAGUAUUCAGCAUCUGUUCACUCCUUGGAUGGCUUCCGGCACCCAACCCUCUGGGAUCGGUACAUGGGCACCCUCCGUGGCUGCCUCCUGCGCCUCUAUCAUGACUGAGGCUCCUCUUCUAUCCUGAGCACACUGAAAAUAAAGUUGCCAUAAGUUUGAAGACUGA
Messenger RNA from Ictidomys tridecemlineatus (thirteen-lined ground squirrel), 1418 nucleotides. Lineage: Eukaryota; Metazoa; Chordata; Mammalia; Rodentia; Sciuridae. The record is from RefSeq and is a predicted model, not a curated record.